Molecule: messenger RNA, 712 nt
Organism: Gastrolobium bilobum
Lineage: Eukaryota; Viridiplantae; Streptophyta; Magnoliopsida; Fabales; Fabaceae
Exons: 4
Coding region: 108-434 (108 amino acids)
Source: RefSeq, a predicted model, not a curated record
UUGCUCUUCACUCUUUUGUCGAGACCCUAACACUCGUUCUCCUUUCAGCCAGUCGCUACAACAUCUCACUCUUCUUCAAAACCCAAAAUCAUUGGAUUAAGCUACGAAUGGAAACACCGGCGGCGGCGACGGUGACGGCAACUGUCUUCCCAUCAUCGGCUGAUCCAUUUAAGCCGUCGAUUUUCCUCGGAAGGUCCAUCGAAUUGGCAUUCCGUUCCAAUUUUCAGAUCUCCAGUAAGAAUCAUGAAUGCACUGAUUAUUACUGCCCUACUUGCAAAGCAAAGUUUGAUUUUGAGUUAUCUGAUUCAGAAAAAUCACAGCCGAAAGUCAAGUUGACUUGUCUGGAAGGAGAGAGUCCCCCGAGGAAUUCACUUACAGAGAUGUUGAUUUUCCAAAGUCAGUGGAUUGGAGAAAGAAACUGUUGCAGCUGUUGAGGGAAUAAAUGGUGGAAUAUAUAUUAACUGUGACAGAACAUACAACAAUGGUUGCAAUGGGGGUCUCAUGGACUAUGUAACACAGAUAUCCAUUUCUAAUCAUGCCACGUCAGCUACAUCAGAUCACAACUUGCUUCCAACUAAUCAUGACAGAUCAGCAUAGCAGUUGAAUCUGUUAGGAUAUAGAUUUCAGUUAUUUUCUGUUAACUGUUAUUUUAGCUUUUCCCUCCUUAUUCUUUAUUCCAAUUGUACAUGGUAUAUAUGUAAAUGAUCAAUCA